Messenger RNA from Manihot esculenta (cassava), 3127 nucleotides. Its product is annotated as dynamin-related protein 3A. Gene Ontology annotation, cellular component: cytoplasm; peroxisome; mitochondrion. Lineage: Eukaryota; Viridiplantae; Streptophyta; Magnoliopsida; Malpighiales; Euphorbiaceae. The transcript has 20 exons. The coding region runs from base 296 to 2818 and encodes 840 amino acids. The record is from RefSeq and is a predicted model, not a curated record. Gene Ontology annotation, biological process: mitochondrial fission; peroxisome fission. Gene Ontology annotation, molecular function: microtubule binding; GTP binding; GTPase activity.
CCCACCCACCCACAAGCCAAAUCUUUUCCAGCACUGUUGCAAAAUCAACAAUCUUUCCGGGCAAAUGAAGCAUUUAUUUAUUUAUUUUGUCAAAUUUCAAAUAUACAUAAACACCAAUUCUGAAAAUUCAAACGUGCACGCUGUUUAAACUUUCAUCACCCAAACAUCAACGACUCAGACCUCAGUCCGUCUCCAAUCACCCAUUGAAGAUCCCCUCUACAAGCAUAUCUCUCCAUUUCUCUCUGAAACAGAGUUCAAAAACGUAAGAUAGUUCCAAAACCCCCUAGUGUUUCCAAUGGAUCCGUCAAUGGCAGAGGAACCUGCAUCGUCGUCUCUGGCGGCACAAUCGCAGCAGCAAUCACAGUCUGCGCCGCUUGGUUCCUCAGUCAUACCGAUGGUGAAUAAGUUGCAGGACAUAUUCGCGCAGCUCGGGAGCCAGUCGACGAUCGAGCUGCCGCAGGUGGCGGUCGUUGGAAGCCAGAGCAGUGGGAAAUCCAGCGUGCUGGAAGCUCUUGUCGGGAGGGAUUUCUUGCCUCGGGGAAAAGAUAUUUGCACCCGACGGCCGUUGGUUUUGCAGCUGUUGCAGACUAAAAGGAAGGCCGAUGCCACAGAGGAGGAGUGGGGCGAGUUCCUGCAUCUUCCUGGAAAACGCUUCUAUGAUUUCUCCGAGAUCCGGAAAGAAAUUCAGGCUGAGACAGCCAAGGAAGCUGGGAGUAACAAAGGUGUCUCAGACAGGCAGAUUCGCUUGAAGAUUUUUUCACCAAAUGUUCUUGAUAUCACACUUGUUGAUCUACCUGGUAUCACAAAGGUUCCUGUGGGUGAUCAGCCCUCUGAUAUUGAAGCGCGUAUUAGAACUAUGAUCAUGUCAUACAUCAAGAAACCAAGCUGUCUGAUUAUAGCUGUUACACCGGCGAAUUCAGAUUUAGCAAACUCAGAUGCUCUUCAGAUUGCUGGAAAUGCUGAUCCUGAUGGUUAUAGAACUAUUGGAGUGAUUACAAAGUUGGAUAUUAUGGACAGAGGUACUGAUGCCCGCAAUUUGUUGCUUGGAAAAGUGAUUCCCCUGCGACUUGGUUAUGUUGGUGUUGUUAAUCGAAGUCAAGAGGAUAUAAUGCUAAACCGGAGUAUUAAGGAUGCCCUUGCAGCAGAGGAGAAGUUCUUCCGCAGUCGUCCAGUAUAUAAUGGCCUAGCUGAUCGUUGUGGCAUUCCUCAGUUAGCGAAGAAGUUGAACCAGAUUCUGGUGCAGCAUAUCAAAGCCAUACUGCCGGGGCUGAAGUCACGCAUAAGUUCUGCACUUGUUUCUGUUGCAAAGGAACAUGCAAGCUAUGGGGAAAUCACAGAAUCCAAGGCCGGUCAGGGAGCUCUUCUCCUUAACAUUCUUUCAAAAUAUUCUGAGGCAUUUUCUUCAAUGGUAGAGGGCAAAAAUGAAGAAAUGUCAACAUCUGAGCUGUCUGGUGGAGCACGUAUUCACUAUAUAUUUCAAUCUAUCUUUGUGAAGAGUUUAGAGGAGGUUGAUCCAUGUGAGGACCUGACUGAUGAUGACAUUCGAACUGCCAUUCAGAAUGCAACUGGACCUAGAUCUGCACUAUUUGUACCAGAAGUGCCUUUUGAAGUUCUUGUUCGAAGGCAAAUAGCUCGCUUAUUGGAUCCAAGCCUGCAGUGUGCCAGGUUCAUAUAUAAUGAAUUAAUAAAGAUUAGCCAUCGCUGUCUGGUAAAUGAAUUGCAAAGGUUUCCUGUUCUGAGAAAGCGUAUGGAUGAAGUUAUCGGGAACUUUUUGCGAGAUGGUCUUGAACCCUCGGAGACGAUGAUCGGCCACAUUAUUGAAAUGGAGAUGGAUUAUAUAAAUACCUCACACCCCAAUUUUGUUGGCGGGAGCAAGGCUGUGCAAAUUGCAUUGCAACAGGUAGAGUCUUCUAGACCUGUUGCACUGGCAAUGAGACAAAAGGAUGGUAUAGAGCAGGAUAAGGCAUCAGCAUCAGAGAGGACCCAAAAGUCUCGGGCAAUUUUGGCAAGACAAGUAAAUGGAGUGGUGGCUGACCAGGGAGUUCGUCCUGCAGCAGAUGUUGAAAAGGUUGCACCCCAUGGGAAUGCAAGUGUUGCAAGUUGGGGUAUUUCAUCAAUUUUUGGGGGCAGUGAUAAUUCCCGAAUGUCUACCAAGGAAAGCUCAACAUUCAAGUCACAUGGUGAACCUGUACAUAAUAUGGAUGCUUUGGAGCAAAGCUUUUCUACGAUCCAUUUAAGAGAGCCUCCAACUAUCUUGAGACCGUUAGAAAGUCAUUCAGAGGAAGAGAAUAUUGAAAUUGCUGUCACUAAAUUGCUAUUGAGGUCAUACUAUGACAUUGUGCGGAAGAAUAUUGAGGACUCUGUACCAAAAGCAAUUAUGCACUUUCUGGUAAACCAUACAAAGCGUGAACUGCAUAAUGUCUUCAUUAAAAAGCUAUACAGAGAAAAUCUGUUUGAAGAGAUGCUGCAGGAACCUGAGGAGAUAGCCAUGAAAAGAAAACGGACUCGAGAAACACUUCGAGUUCUUCAACAGGCUUUUAGGACAUUGGACGAAUUGCCAUUGGAAGCUGAAACAGUUGAAAGGGGAUACAGUUUGGGGUCUGAUCCAACCGGCUUGCCAAAGAUACAUGGAUUGCCAACUUCAUCAAUGUAUUCUGCUAGCAGUGGUUCCGGUGAUUACUCAGCUUCCCCUAUGAACCAUAAAACCCGCAAGUCAUCUCACUCGGGGGAGCUUCAGUCUCAUUUUUAUGCUAAUGCAGAAUCUAAUGGAAGUGGACGGCUUUACAUGCCUGGUCUCAAUCCGACAGUUGAUUUCUAAGCCAUUUGAAUAAUGAGCAUACGGGUCAAAUUUUUCUGAAGCCUCCAGGUAUACAAUAUAUUCUUUGAUUGUGAAGCAUACUCAGACUGGUGAAAUUCAACUAGCAGAGUUGGCCCAGGGGUGUGAUUCACAUGUGUUGACUAGAACAAGUGCAGUACUGCUGUGUCUUCUAGUUUUUCAGAUGUAGCAUAGGGUUAUGAUUGCAUUUUUUUUUACGAGGCUUCAGCAAUAAUAAUAGCAACAAUAAUCCACCUUUUUUUUUUAUAAAUUAGAAGCAGCAAGAGCUCUUAUAUAUGUAUUUUUGAUCAA